GUCGGUCAGUCGGUGAUGAAUUGUUGCUGAGAAAAUUUCUAUAUUUUUUUGCUAAAAAACUAAAAAUUCGAGUCUGCCUAAACCACGGAAUAGUUUUUGUAUAUAAGAGAUUCAACCAAAAUAAUUAAUGUUUCAAUGAGUGAACUAACAAUUUAUUAAUUAUUACCUUUUAUAAAAGGUGUUUUUGUAUAGAACUGUUAUCAGUAAUCACCAUCAAUCAUUUGGAUAUUCUGAAUACUGAAUUAAUCAAAAUUUGAGUUACAAAUCCUAAGCUUAUUUAAAUAAGUAAACAAAAUUCAGCUACAUUGAGUAAAAAACUACAUCUGUAUUACAUAAUAUACUGAUCAUUUUGGCUCCUAAGAACAAAAAUUCAGUCGUAUGCCUCAUAUUAAUCCUAGGAUGACAUCUAGAGUGUCCUCCUCCAUUUUCUUUACAGUGGAGGUGGGCGAUACAAAGUUCACUAUUUUGAAACGGUAUCAAAAUUUAAAACCAAUUGGAUCUGGAGCACAAGGCAUAGUUUGUGCUGCUAUGGACACUAUUACUCAACAAAGCGUUGCAAUUAAAAAACUAUCUAGACCCUUUCAAAAUGUAACACAUGCAAAAAGAGCAUAUAGAGAGUUCAAACUUAUGAAAUUAGUAAAUCAUAAAAAUAUUAUUGGUUUACUAAAUGCCUUCACGCCACAAAGGACAUUAGAUGAUUUUCAAGAUGUGUACUUGGUAAUGGAACUGAUGGAUGCUAAUCUAUGCCAGGUGAUCCAAAUGGAUCUUGAUCAUGAACGAAUGUCAUAUCUUUUAUAUCAAAUGUUAUGUGGUAUUAAACAUUUACAUUCAGCAGGAAUUAUUCAUAGAGACCUUAAACCUAGUAAUAUUGUUGUAAAAUCUGACUGCACAUUAAAGAUUUUGGAUUUUGGAUUAGCUCGAACAGCUGGAACCACAUUUAUGAUGACGCCAUAUGUUGUUACUAGAUACUAUCGUGCUCCAGAGGUAAUUUUAGGUAUGGGUUAUAAGGAAAAUGUUGACAUUUGGUCAGUAGGUUGUAUUAUGGGUGAGAUGAUAAGAGGUGGCGUUUUAUUUCCUGGAACUGAUCAUAUAGAUCAAUGGAAUAAAAUUAUAGAACAACUGGGCACACCUUCACAAGAAUUUAUGAGAAGAUUACAACCAACUGUUAGAAAUUAUGUUGAAAAUAGACCUCGUUAUCCAGGUUAUUCAUUUGAUCGAUUAUUUCCUGACGUACUAUUUCCGUCAGAUUCGUCUGAACAUAAUAAACUUAAAGCAAGCCAAGCUCGUGACCUUUUGUCUCGAAUGCUGGUUAUCGAUCCAGAAAAGCGUAUAUCUGUGGACGAUGCAUUGCUACAUCCAUAUAUAAAUGUUUGGUAUGAUGAAAGUGAAGUAAAUGCACCAGCACCAGGACCAUGGGACCAUUCAGUAGAUGAACGUGAACAUACCGUUGAUCAAUGGAAAGAACUUAUCUAUCAAGAAGUCAUGGAGUAUGAUCCAACUACUGCAGCAGCAGCUUCUGCUAAUGAACCACAACCAAUCCGAUAGACUCCACUGGCACAGUUUACCUCCGUCCAAUGUCUGACAACUGUGUCAUAAGUAUAGUAUUAAUAAAGUUGUAGGUAUAGUCUUCCAUAAUUUGAAAGUAACUUACAUUUUUAAUUCCUUUUGAAAUGGACGAAAUUUCUACAAAAAUGAAAUCAUUAUGUAACUAUAGCUGUACUUUAUAAGUAAAUUUUGAGAAAACUAUCCAUGUAUUGGAAUUUUUUUUACAGAAAUUUUCUUAUGAGAAAAAAUAAUCAAGAUAAAACAAAUUAGAUAUUAACGGUUGUGAGUUUUUUUUUUUUUUUUUUGUCAUAUUAGAAUGUUAAAAUAAAAUUAAGCUCGCUGUAAAUUUAUAUAAAUAUAUAUAUAAGGGCAUCCCUAUUAAUCUGUAAAUUAAGGUUUAUACAUAAGUAAAUUAUAAAAUAAUUAUACAUAGUAUAAAUAAUGUAAAACCUUGACUAUUCUCGCCCUUGCAGACCAAUUUAAGUCAGAAAGUAACAUGUAUAUGUAGUUAUAUUUGUGUAUGAGAUAUUUUUUUGUUUUUUUCUCCUAAACUUAUGAUUGGUAAAAACAUUGAUCUCAAUAUAAACUUAUUACCCAUUGUUUUACUAAAUCAAUUUUAAGUACUACAAUUGUAUGUAUUGAUAGAAACAGAUAAUCUUGAUUUAUUUGUUUUAUUCAUUUCAUAUAUCUUUAGUCAAUUGUUUGUUCACCAUCUUUUAAAAUUAGUUGAAUUUGAAUUUUUUGUCAUACUAAAUUUUACACGCACAGUUUAAAACUGCAUUCAUAGGUCUGUAAGGGUAGAUUUAAACUGUUGAGAUGUUAAGCCUUUUUCUAGAACUAGGCUUAUUAAAUACUGUAAAACUAUAAAUACCUUUGUAUUGUAUUGCUCAUACAAUCAUGAGCUAUGAUAUUUGUAUGAAUAUCAAAAAUAAUAAUUAAAUAUUAUUUAUAAUGAAAAAAAAAAGUAAAUAAAAAAAAAUAGAUUA
Aphis gossypii (cotton aphid) is the source of this 2531-nucleotide messenger RNA. RefSeq names its product stress-activated protein kinase JNK (gene bsk). Gene Ontology annotation, cellular component: nucleus; cytoplasm. Gene Ontology annotation, molecular function: ATP binding; JUN kinase activity. The transcript has 8 exons. The coding region runs from base 379 to 1545 and encodes 388 amino acids. NCBI's taxonomy places the organism in Eukaryota, Metazoa, Arthropoda, Insecta, Hemiptera, Aphididae. The record is from RefSeq and is a predicted model, not a curated record. Gene Ontology annotation, biological process: protein phosphorylation; JNK cascade.